Molecule: messenger RNA, 585 nt
Organism: Klebsormidium nitens
Lineage: Eukaryota; Viridiplantae; Streptophyta; Klebsormidiophyceae; Klebsormidiales; Klebsormidiaceae
Source: the annotation of a GenBank genome assembly
AUGCGACUGAAGGAGGAGCUCAGGAACCUCGAGUUCGUGGCGUCCAUCGCAGACGCAGCGCUUUUCACGGGGAUUGUAGACGGGGAGCGGGUCUACCUCGUGGUGAGGGUGGACGACAUCCUCGUGGCGCCCCAUGGAGCGGAGCGGAUUGGAAAGGUGAAGGCGCACUUGGCGGAGAGGUUCGACGUGCGCAAACUGGGAGAGGCGACGUACUUCCUCGGGAUACAGCAGACGCGCGACAGGGAGGCGCGCACCCUGAAGCUGACGCAGAAGAAGCCGACGGGGGAGCUGGUCGGACGAGACGGACUGGCGAACGCGCGGGCGCGUAGCGCGAUGGGCGCGCUUGCGCGCUACACUGUGGCGGGGCCAACGGAGGCGCACCGACGGGCGGCGCUUGGCGUUGUGCCUUACCUGGCGGGGACGGCAGAGGACGGGGUGGCCUUCAAGAGGAGCGAGGAGACUCUCGUUGGUUACUGUGACGCGGAUUACGCGGGAGACGUGGACACGAAGCGGUCCACAACGGGGUACGUCUCCCAGAUGUACGGAGCUGGUCGAGCAGGCUGCAGCCAACAGUGGCGGUCUUGA